CAAGCAGAUACUAUACCAAAUAUAAAUAUGCUGUGUAAGGAAAUCAUACAAUAAAAAUUGUUCCAUAUAUUUGAAUCAAAUGAAUUAAUUACCAAUUUAGUCAUCUUCUCAAGUAAUAUAAAUAUAUAAAUUGUAUUGCAACAAUUUUCAACCAUAGAUUAUUAUUACCUGUAUACCUUUCUUAAAGUUUUUCACCAAGAUGAAAUUUCUUCAGUAUCAUAACUUCAUUAGUAUUAUUACUAUUCUUUUACUAUGUAGUGCUUCGACUACUUAUUCUCGUGACAUUAAACAUUCAAACAUUAUGAAAUACGACACUCUUAAUAAUGUCGUUUCGAAGACCAUCAUUGUCGAUAAAUCAGGCCAUGGAAAUUUUAUUACAGUUCAACAAGCCAUUGAUUCUGUACCCAGCAACAACCAGUUAUGGAUUCGUAUUCAUGUUAAAGCUGGUAUUUACAAUGAGAAAGUUUUGAUCCCAGAAGACAAGCAAUACAUAGAUCUUGAAGGUGAAGGUAAAGACACAACCACCAUAAGUUUUGAUGCUGGAGGUGACAGUGGUAUGCAAAACACAACAUUCACUGUGUUAGCAGAUAACUUUAUGGCACAUGAUAUUACAUUUCAGAAUACAUAUAAUAUGGGAGGAAAAGGAAGCAUGAGAAACAUUACAUGGGCACCAGCAGCCAUGAUCGCAGCUGACAAAGCAAGCUUUUACCGCUGUGGAUUCAUUAGUCUACAAGACACAUUGUCUGAUGCUCAUGGCCGUCACUAUUUUGAAUCUUGCCACAUUCAAGGCGCAAUCGAUUUCAUUUGGGGUGAUGCCCAAUCCUUUUAUCAAAGUUGUAGUUUAGAAGUAACAGGAAGUAGGAUUGGGUUGUCUUACAUCACCGCUCAAGGGCGAAAUAGCGAAAGUGACAUGGGUGGGUUCGUGUUCAAUGGUUGCAAAAUAUUUGGAAAUGGUGAAGCAUUGUUAGGAAGAGCAUACAGAGCUUAUGCCACAGUCCUCUAUUACAACACUUAUAUGGAUAAUAUUAUAUCCCCUCAGGGUUGGGAUGCUUGGUUUAAUACUGGUCAUGAGAGUUUAAUCACUUUUGCUGAGGUGGGGUGUGAAGGACCAGGUGCUCACAUGUCUAAAAGAGUAACAUGGGAGAAGAAAUUAACGAAUGUAGAGUUGCAAAAGUUGAUCAAUGUCAAUAAUUUCAUAAAUCAAGAUGGAUGGUUGCAAAAACAACCAUAAUUAAUAUAUACAUCGACUUUAAUUAUAUAUUACUUUAUAUACUCAUAAUGAGAAAAUUAUGAUCAUAGAAGCAAAAAGUGCUCUAGUGGAACACAUUCUUCUAUGGCUAUGUAAUUCUUAAAAUGUCAUAUGCUAUAGUGGUCGGUGUAUAUUAAUGUUUUGACUUCCCUAAUAAAGCUUAUUUAUUUAUUUCA
Molecule: messenger RNA, 1425 nt
Organism: Cannabis sativa
Lineage: Eukaryota; Viridiplantae; Streptophyta; Magnoliopsida; Rosales; Cannabaceae
Product: probable pectinesterase 29
Exons: 5
Coding region: 200-1231 (343 amino acids)
Biological process (GO): cell wall modification
Molecular function (GO): pectinesterase activity
Source: RefSeq, a predicted model, not a curated record